Messenger RNA from Aspergillus niger, 858 nucleotides. RefSeq lists its product as hypothetical. Bases 1 to 858 code for a protein of 285 amino acids. The record is from RefSeq and is a predicted model, not a curated record. Lineage: Eukaryota; Fungi; Ascomycota; Eurotiomycetes; Eurotiales; Aspergillaceae. The transcript has a single exon.
AUGCUGCGCAAGAAAGAAACCUACACCAACACCAUCUCCCUCCCCUCCAAUAUCCCCCGUCAACUAGCCAUCGACAUCCUCCACAACCACGGCGAGAUAAUCUCUCUCAACCCCCUUGUCAUAUCCCACCACCCCAUCAAAGCACCGCGCAAUGCCCCAGCAGACGAGUACUACUCGACAUGGUAUGAGAUCACCGAACGAGUGCGCUACGUCCCCGGCACAAUCAGCUUCAAAGGUUGCUUCCACGAUGAGCCCUGGGGGCUGAUAACCCAUACCUACGCACCCAUGGGCGUUGAUCUGCGCAACACGUAUCGCAUUGUGGAGGACCCGAUAAACGACCCAUCGCUUGCAUUCACAGUUACAGAGCCUGCGCGGAGUAAGAAUGGAGGAUUGUGUCUGCGCGAAGAGGUCGAGAUCGAAUGCAACCUUACACUGCUCUCAUUCGUGAAGAGCCAGCUGCGCGCCGCAUCCAAGAUAUUGGUGGAUCGCCUGAUCAAGAAGGCCGAACUCCUCGAUGCAGGUGUCUUGCAGGGUAUUAUGGAAGACGGGGUGCUUAGGACGUAUAACCCAGCGGAUCGAUCAAGUACCUCUGCCACCAUGCCGCCGGAUGAACGGUCCCGACGAUCGUCCUAUCAGGUGCCCAUGUCACCGAGUGAGUAUUCACGAUCGGGGUCAAUGAACUCACAAACACCCCACGCUUUUGUGCGACAAUAUCGACAGGAUCACAAACCAGAGUUUACUGCCGAACUACCAGCGGAUACGUACUAUCCGAUGUCGGGACCGGGGAAAUAUAAAGUACCGCCAGAUGGAGCAUACCCGGCUGAACUGUCAGCAAUGGAUGAGAGGCCUGGAGGGUAG